AAACAGAUCAUGCAAUACAAGAUCAGGUACUUGAGGCUGAUAAUACUACAGGUUACAGUAUUGCUUCUACAAUACAAACUAAUAUAGAUAAUGCAAUUCAAGCCAAAGUUAAAGAUGAGUUUAAUAACACAACUUGGCACUAUGAUCGUAUCUUGGAAGCACUUACUACAACUAUUAGAAUUACAGAACUA
Scutellospora calospora is the source of this 191-nucleotide messenger RNA. The record is from the annotation of a GenBank genome assembly. NCBI's taxonomy places the organism in Eukaryota, Fungi, Glomeromycota, Glomeromycetes, Diversisporales, Gigasporaceae.